Molecule: messenger RNA, 834 nt
Organism: Lachancea mirantina
Lineage: Eukaryota; Fungi; Ascomycota; Saccharomycetes; Saccharomycetales; Saccharomycetaceae
Source: the annotation of a GenBank genome assembly
AUGAAAUUCACUACUGCAUUCACCCCGGUUUUGUUGGCUUUGGCCCAAACCAUUGUUGCCGAUUCUGAAAGUUUUUAUCCACUGGUGAUCCACUCAGGCUCCAGUUUGCAGUACGCUACCGCGUACGUGGACAACGGCAAGCUUUACUUGGGUAACCCGGGGUCCUCGAACUCGUUGACGUUUACCGUCACGGACGCGGGAAAGUUGAAAAUCAGCGAUGGCAAGUACGCGGUUGUCAGUAGCGACGGGUCCAUCACAGAAGGGUCCCAGGACGACGGCUCCACUGGAUUCUCGCUUUCUGAUGGCCAUUUGGAGUAUAACAAUGCUCAGAGUUUUGUUGCGGUGCCUUCUGGGUCUGCCUAUGUGUUCUCGACGCAGGGAACCGCUUCGGACGAUAUAGGUGUUGCCAUUCGUGCUCAAUUAGCGUCCGGCUCUACGGCAAGCGACUUUCCAUCUUCUGCAUCGCAGAGCCAACCAGAGACCUCCUCGACCGCGGCUGCCAUUUCUCAGAUCGGUGAUGGUCAAAUUCAGGCUAGCUCUGCUUCGCCAAAGUCCUCUGCGGCUGCCAUUUCUCAGAUCAGCGACGGUCAGGUCCAAGCCACAUCUGCUUCGCCAAAGUCCUCUGCGGCUGCAAUCUCUCAAAUCAGCGACGGUCAGAUCCAGGCUACCUCUGCUGCUCCCAAGUCUACUGCUGCUGCCGUCUCUCAAAUCGGCGACGGCCAAAUCCAGGCUGCUAGCACUUCCCCAUCAAUCCAAGUUCAAAGCGAAAACAAUGCCCCACGAGCCGUCGCGGGUAUUGGUGCCGGUAUCGCAGCUGCCGCUUUGCUGAUCUAG